AUAAGAGAACAUUUUUACUCUGACUCUCCAUCGAAGGCAGAACGUUUUCCGUUGGUGUUUUCUAUUUUUCAUAAAAUUCAACCAAGACUGGGAAAAUGGCCUCAUCAAAACUGUCAUCCGAGUUCUCUGAGCUGAAAUUUGUGGGUGAAGGGGCCUUCGGCAAGGUCUAUCGUGGUAAGGAGAAAUCCUCGGGAAAGAUCUGCGCUCUGAAGGUUUUAGCAGGAUCCAUAUCAGCUAAUCAGAGAGAAAUCGACGCGCUUCAGCAAAUCCCUGCGCAUGAAAACAUCGUUAAGUAUAUAAGAUUAUUCUUCACUGAAAACCAAGAGUUGUGUUUGGUGAUGGAGUACUGCAGUGGUGGUACUCUGAAUAAAUAUUUGGUGUCCCAUCGUGAACUAGAGCCAAGUCGUGAUCUUCGCUUCAUGAGGCAAAUCGCCUCUGCCGUUGCCUUUCUGCAUCGCUUUGGCGUAGCCCAUCGUGACUUGAAACCGGAUAACAUUUUACUCUCCGACAAUGGUACCUUGAAAGUUGCUGAUUUCGGUUUGGCCAAGAUUAUUACCGAUUCAAAAGGCGGCGGCAAUCUGCUCGGUUACUACAUGGGCACAAAAUGCGGCACUCCUUAUUUCACGGCACCAGAAGUGCGCUCGGGGCACUACACCGUCAAAUCAGAUGUGUUUUCUAUGGGGGUUAUUUUUGCCUGCAUUUUGCAACGUACAGUGAUAUCAACAGCCCGCGAUGGGGACAAAGCAGUCGCUUUACUCUCCACAAAGCCGAUCGGAGAAGCUUUGUGCCUCGACCCGUCGACCAAGUUCUUACUUCCAAAGGACCUCAACAUCAGCCAAGAAAUUCGCACUUUGGUUGAACGGAUGCUAGAGUGCUCUCCGAGCGAUCGUCCGGCUGCUGAUGGAGUAAAGUCUAAACUUGGUGCGUAGAGGGGGGGAGUUGGAGCCUGGAGUCUUAUUAGUAAAUCAUCCACUCUACUAUUGCGAAGAACAGCUAUACCGACUCCAAGAUUAAACUAGAGAGGAGACUGCGUAGUCAAGAUGGCUGAUUCCUCAGAGCCCCACAGUCGUGUUGGAGUUUUAUUAUUUAGCGUAUGGCUAUUAGAAACUCAGAUAUAAUCAUGCUAACUCAUUAAUACUAACUGUUAAAGGACGUAUUUAACUUGUUCUUGUUCAAUUAGAACACAACAAAUAAAGUCAUUGUUUAUCGUUUUCAUUAUGACUGUGUUAAAUAAUUUGCCACAACUUGCUUGAAAUACAUCAAUUAAAAUCUUAAUUAUUGAAAAUAAAAUACACCAGUCCAACAAAACAAGAAAAGAAAAAAAACUAAAUUUAUUUACGCCCAAUUCACCUGUAGUGCGUUGCCUAUAAUUUGUCCGAAGAAAUAUGGCUAUAAUGAAUCUAGUGUGAAUAAUGUGUUACAGUGGUCCAGUGAUUAGAGUAUAAAUGACUUGCAAUAACAAGGUUGUGGGUUCGAAUCCUGCCAAGCUAACCACUGAUUUCACACUGACUAGGAUAAGUAUUGUCAAUUGUGUUACUGAAUCACAAGUUAUUUAUUUGUGCAAUGAUCACAAACGGUAAACAUUGUUUGUAUGAAAGAGAUUGGCUGUUGACAGUUUUUGUCCCCUUGUGGGCUUUGCCAAGUUCCCUUAAAGGGAAGGUACACGUUUGGUAGUUACUCAAAACAAAUAUUAACCUAAAAACUGACUU
Molecule: messenger RNA, 1709 nt
Organism: Asterias rubens (European starfish)
Lineage: Eukaryota; Metazoa; Echinodermata; Asteroidea; Forcipulatida; Asteriidae
Product: serine/threonine-protein kinase pdik1l-B-like
Exons: 2
Coding region: 96-929 (277 amino acids)
Biological process (GO): autophagy; protein autophosphorylation; peptidyl-serine phosphorylation
Cellular component (GO): cytoplasm; autophagosome
Molecular function (GO): ATP binding; protein serine/threonine kinase activity
Source: RefSeq, a predicted model, not a curated record